CCCUUGGCAACAACAUGGCGUGCAGGUGGAAUCCAUAACAAACCGAGUGUCCUUUAUGCCGGUGCAUGUUUCUGGAUGAUUUGCGGUUGCUGCUCUCUUUUACGUUUGCCAAGUUUUCGGAUUCAUCAUGCCGGGGCAUAUCCAACAGAAGAAGAGAGUUGAAGACCGAUACAAUCCCAACACCUACAGGAUCUUCAAUGACACCAUCCCAGACGCCAGCCUGCCCCCCAUGGCCAGGCCACCCCCUCCAGUCAAACAGACAGGCAGGGACACACCCCCUCUCCCCAUCAAAAAAGGCGGCGACACCAGGGGGAACAUGCCCCACCCCCUGGAUGUAGGCUUCCUCAGGAAGGACCCUCGCCUCAUCAACGAACCGAUCUGUCAUGUCAGCACGUGGGACACAGCACACAUACAGCACCAGUGGUGGCCUGACAAGGUUCCAGACGACACUAGGAAACAGCCAGACUUUGACCCCUCCACGACCCAGAGAGCAGACUACCUGCUGAAGGAUGGGACUCCGCCUGGACAGACUAGACAUGCCAGCAACCCUAACACAUCACCUGCACAUGGGAUAGCUCCCGUGACGUUUCUACGCCCCCGGAGUGCAGACUGUCCUCGAGUGCUGCUGGAACAGAUCUCGUACCAACACCAGUACAAUAGCCGACUCGACCCCAACGAACCAAUCAGGGCCAAGCGUCAUGGCAGUUUUGUGUGGAGCAACUUGAAACCAUCUGUCCCAUCAGAGGUCCCUUCUGAAGCGAGCUCGUCCCAUGCCUCCUCACAGGAGGGGUCCCGCAGGCCAUCUGAUGCCCUGGAGGAGCCAAGAGGAGACCUGGAGCCUGAGGGGAGGCUAGAGGAUGCCUCGUACCCAACGCCUGCAAACCAGGCUAUAGAGGCUGCACCAGAAGAGCCUGCAUCCGUCCUUUCUGCAUCCAAACCUAAAGCUCUGACACCAAAAGCCUCCAAACCCACGUCCAUCAUUCACUCGCCUGAGGCAAAACCUCAGUCUGGGAAUGGCCGUUCCCCAGCGGGAUCCAAACCUGGUUCAGCCGGCUCACAACAUCAAAUGUCCAGAGCAGCUUCAGCACGGUCCAUCCAGUCAGUCUUUACAGCAGGAAUUCCACAGCUGACCAGGGCUCCAUCGGGGUCACUGGUCAUGUCUGCCCCUACGUCCAGACGAGGUAGCGCCGGCUCCCUCAGGCCUCCGUCCGACCACGUGGGAACUCCUGUCAGACUGCCACCGGGCAAGUCCAUACAGGACCUACAGGGGCCACUCAAACUGCAGGUGCCGUCAGGAACAGGUGAGCCCCAGGUGACAGAGCAGGUGCCUCUACCUGCAACAGGUGCCUUGUCUCCUGGAGGCAGCUCUACUGCAAAGAGGAACAUGACCCCAGUUGCCACGGAGGUCUUUCAGCCAGCUGACCUGUACCAGCCAUCAAACUCCCGCCCUGAAAGCACAAAGUCGUCUCGGAGCAGUGGACGGGGUUCGUGGAGGGCACGUGCUUCUGCCGGGUCUGUCCAUGCACAACCUGUGCCUGAAACACUGCCACCUGUUGGCUGAACAAUGAACUGCAGAGCUGAAGUGUGACUCUUUGGAUGCUGGGCCUUAAAUAU
This is a messenger RNA of Branchiostoma belcheri (Belcher's lancelet), 1614 nucleotides long. Its product is annotated as translation initiation factor IF-2-like. Lineage: Eukaryota; Metazoa; Chordata; Leptocardii; Amphioxiformes; Branchiostomatidae. The record is from RefSeq and is a predicted model, not a curated record. The transcript is spliced from 5 exons. Bases 128 to 1561 code for a protein of 477 amino acids.